CGUCGUCGCUCAAGACCCUCCGAUUUGAAUCUGCCGGAACCGAAGAUGCAUUGCUGCGUGCUGCCUCUAGAGAAGCCCAACCACACCUCCAUCCAAGGAAGCUCAAUGGUGCCUUAUGGUAACUUAGCAAAAAUCUAUAAAGGUUCGGUGUAUAUAGUUUAUUUUGGAGAACAUAAAGGUGAUAAAGCCUUUCAUGAAAUUGAAGCUCAUCAUCACUCUUAUCUUCAAUCUGUUAAAGAAUCCGAAGAAGAUGCCAAAUCUUCGCUAUUGUAUAGCUACAAACAUAGCAUCAAUGGCUUCGCGGCUGAGCUAACACCGAACCAAGCCUCUAGACUCAAAGUUCAAUCUGCAGCUGCGUUUUUCACCGUAUCAGCUCUUGCUUUCACCGUUUAUCAUGUCGUCUCUGGUUUUUUCUUCCAUCCCAAAAUUCACCGCCGCCGAUUCUAAAAAGCCCCUUCUUUUGGCGAUUAAAGGCCAGAUCUACGAUGUGUCAUUGAAAAGGUAUACUUGAGAAUCUUUAUUACUUCAUGAAACUAGGGUUGAAUCCUAUUUGUUACUACUUAUCACUGAAAUCAUUUAAUCAAUAGUUUCGAGAUUU
Molecule: messenger RNA, 598 nt
Organism: Arabidopsis arenosa
Lineage: Eukaryota; Viridiplantae; Streptophyta; Magnoliopsida; Brassicales; Brassicaceae
Source: the annotation of a GenBank genome assembly